This is a messenger RNA of Betta splendens (Siamese fighting fish), 2260 nucleotides long. RefSeq names its product teleost multiple tissue opsin b (gene tmtopsb). Bases 538 to 1782 code for a protein of 414 amino acids. Gene Ontology annotation, molecular function: G protein-coupled receptor activity. Gene Ontology annotation, biological process: G protein-coupled receptor signaling pathway. The record is from RefSeq and is a predicted model, not a curated record. Lineage: Eukaryota; Metazoa; Chordata; Actinopteri; Anabantiformes; Osphronemidae. Gene Ontology annotation, cellular component: membrane; photoreceptor outer segment. The transcript has 4 exons.
GAGAGCUCCGCGGCUGCACACGCGCUCGCCACGCAGCUUUGAACCCCCUUUGAUAUGCGGCGCGUUUUUUUCUAACAAAACAUAUUUAUGUAAUGGUUCCACUGAUUGUGCGGGCCGCCAGAUGGGUUUCUGUGCACACAUGCAUGCCCGCAAGCACGCGCGAACUCACGCACACUCCACUUUUACGCACGCCGUUGAAGGUUUGCGGCGUCAAGCGCGUGAAAAGGAGCAGUGGGGGGUAAUAAAAGCCCGUGGAGGCUACACUUAGAACCCGUGAAGCGAGAAGAGGCGCACCUCUCGGACCCGGAGCGCAGAGCGGAGGGGCGGCUCCAACCACCGCUCUCCCAUUGGCGACAGCCUCUCCGGGACCGAACACCUUAGCGUUUGCAAACUACUCUUGUCUUUUGUAGAUGGAGGAGCAAAGGAUUCGACUUCGCUUCUCCACAUGGGUUGACUGAGCAACAAGCAGCGGGACCAGAUGACUCCGCGUGAAGGUGGAAACUUCUGCUUGGUUCAAACCUGGCGGCUCCGUCCGGUAUGAUCGUUUCCAACGUGAGCCUGAACUGUGCGCACUGUCCCGUAGGAGGAGUCCUCAUCGCAGCGACGACGGACGCGCACGGGGAGCUGUCCGGUUCUCUCCCUCCUGCGUCCCUCAGCCCGACGGGGCACUUGGUGGUGGCGGUGUGCCUCGGUUUCAUCGGCACCUCCGGGUUCCUCAGUAACUUCCUCGUGCUCACGCUGUUCUGCCGGUACCGGGCUCUGCGCACGCCCAUGAACCUGCUCCUGGUGAGCAUCUCGGCUAGCGACCUGCUGGUCAGCAUCCUCGGCACCCCGUUCAGCUUCGCGGCCAGCACGCAGGGGCGGUGGCUGAUCGGACGCACCGGGUGCGUUUGGUACGGAUUCGUUAACGCGUGUUUGGGCAUCGUCUCCCUCAUCUCCCUGGCCGUGCUGUCCUACGAGCGCUACUGCACCAUGGUGUCGCCCACCAUGGCCGACGGCAGGGACUUCCGCCCGGCGCUGGGGGGGAUCUGCUUCUCCUGGCUCUACUCCGUGGCCUGGACCGUGCCCCCGCUGCUGGGCUGGAGCAAAUACGGGCCGGAGGGCCCCGGCACCACCUGCUCGGUGGACUGGCGCACGCAGACGGCCAACAACAUCUCCUACAUCAUCUGCCUGUUCGUCUUCUGCCUGCUGCUGCCCUUCGGCGUCAUCCUCUACUCCUACGGCCGGCUGCUGCACGCCAUCAGACAGGUCAGCAGCGAGAGCUCGGUGGUGACGCGGCGCCGGGAGCAGCGGGUGCUGGUGAUGGUGGUCACCAUGGUGGCGUGCUACCUGGUGUGCUGGCUGCCGUACGGCGUGGCGGCGCUGCUCGCCACCUUCGGCCCGCGGGACCUCAUCGGCCCGGAGGCGAGCAUCACGCCCUCGCUGCUGGCCAAGUUCUCCACCGUGGUCAACCCCUUCAUUUACAUCUUCAUGAACAAACAGUUCUACAGGUGUUUUAAGGCGUUCCUCAGAUGCUCCGCCCUCGAGCGAGGCUCCGCCUUCAAAACCUUUUCACGGGUGACAAGGACGCUGCGCACCGUCCGUCAGGAGAAGGAGCAGCACGUGGCCGCCGGCGCCCCUUCCUCAGCCCUGCCCACGCACAGGUCCGUCCACGGGUCCUCGCAGGGGGACGAACCCGCGGCUCCAGCGCCGCCCGGCAAGGACCGGGCCGCUUCCCACACCCCCGCUGCCGUCGCCCUCAAACCCAAACUGGUCCUGGUGGCCCACUACAGGGAAUGCUAGCACUUUCACAGCAGCGAAAGGGGAGCGAGCUCAGCGGGAGCCGUGUGAUCCUGGGACAGUGAUCGGAAAACAGGGAUAAAUGCUAAAAGCCAAUCUCACCAGCAGCUACACAGCAGCUGGUGCAGGUUCAUAGACAUUACAGACCUCUGCCGUUAGAAUGUAAUUGCUGUAAUCACAUUUAUUGUACAAAAGAGCACAACUUUUCUGCAAAAAAGGGCCUUGAGGGAUGCAAAGAGUCAAACUUUACUCCAGUUUGUGCGUUUUGUUUAAGGACAGUAAACUGUUUUCUCUUCUCUUCUUUCUCCAGGAUGAUUUAUUUUAGUUCAUAAUGAGGAGGAAAUGGUCACAGCAGAAAGACAAAUGAAGCUGUUAUUCAUGCUGUGCUGGGGUCAAUUUGCUUUGUUUGAGAUCAGAGACUUAUUAGGUGUUAGUUUUCAUUGAAAUUAUUUAUUGUUGGAAUAAACAUGACUUGUGAAUA